Dentiscutata heterogama is the source of this 489-nucleotide messenger RNA. NCBI's taxonomy places the organism in Eukaryota, Fungi, Glomeromycota, Glomeromycetes, Diversisporales, Gigasporaceae. The record is from the annotation of a GenBank genome assembly.
AUGUCUUUGGCUCCCAAAAAUGACGGUAUAUGGUUUGCAUGCACUACAUAUACAAUUACAUAUAUAGAUUUUUCCUUGGUGUAUUCGCUUAGUGGAACUCCCACCACACCUGCUGAAGGAAAAUCUGUUAAGGGGAAUGGUACUUCGAGUGCUGAUUUCAGUGGAUUUCAAUAUGUACUUCUUCCCUACUCUACCAAUGGCACUAUCAACUACUGUGGAUCUAGUAGUACUGUUUGUCGUUUUGUACAAUAUAAUAAUUACAAUCUCCCAAGAGAUUAUUAUUGCAUUGGAGUCAUUAAUCCAAAUAAUGUAGACUAUUAUAUGACGUUGGUAUAUACUUUCGGAGGUACCGAAGCUGCUCGUCGUAGUGUUGAUGAAUCUAUGAACUCACCCAAAAAAGGAAUUUACGCACGUGAAUUUUAUCGACGUGGUCACGGUGACUUUAUGGCUGAACCUUCAAUUGAUUUAUCUAAGUUUAAAAAUUCUUAA